UCAGUUACGUUUCGACGGCCAACGCGUCGAGUGCUCCGCUCCGAAUUCCAAAAUCCAGCCACAAUUCCCACAGAACGCUCUCUCGCGCUCUCUUCACUGUCUGUGUUAACGGUCGUGGCGCGUCGUGUGCGUGUGUGUUAGUGUGCCAGUUAAACAAUGGGAAAUUGAUAGUUCACACACCCAAACAGCUACAAAAAAAAAAAAAAAAAACACCUGAAGACUCAAAGUGUUAACCAAAAAUUUAAUAAAUUGUGCAAUCACUGGCGUCGAAACAAUCUACAAUUUUUUAAUAAUUUUUUUUUGUGUGCAACCGUAAACAAACCAAAGAAGUUAGAGACGAGAGCAAUCAAUUUGCGAGCGGGGAAAACUACUACUGCUACAAAAAAAAGACAAAAAAAAAGCGAUAAAAUGGGUGAACUGCGAAAAUCGCUGCCGCUGCCUUCAUUCGGCGUCUUUAUAGCCCUGCUCCUCUGCUGCUGCUCUUUAAUAGAACUGAGCCAAGCGCAGCAGCCACCCAUCCUGGAGAUUUUUCCAAAACAGGAGGUCCAGCGCAAACCAGUUGGCAAGUCAUUGAUCCUCACCUGCCGUCCCACAGUUCCCGAACCGGCCCUGGUCGCCGAUCUGCAAUGGAAGGAUAAUUUCAACAACACCAUCCUGCCCAAGCUGAAUUACAAUCCACUGUAUGAUUCCAAGGGCAAUAGAAAGAAACUGAUUGGACGCAACAUACCGCCGAUGUACACGGAAACGCUGCCCGGCGAAAGUUUGGCCCUGAUGAUUACCUCGCUGUCGGUGGAAAUGGGCGGCAGAUACUACUGCACCGCCUCCUAUGCAAAUACCGAGAUCCUCGAGAAGGGCGUCACAAUUAAAACUUACGUGGCCAUUACCUGGACAAAUGCCCCCGAGAAUCAGUAUCCCACUUUGGGCCAGGACUAUGUGGUGAUGUGUGAAGUGAAGGCCGAUCCCAAUCCGACCAUCGACUGGCUGCGCAACGGCGACCCGAUUCGCACCACCAACGAGAAGUAUGUGGUGCAAACGAACGGCCUGCUCAUUCGCAAUGUACAGGAGAGUGACGAGGGCAUCUACACCUGCCGUGCGGCCGUAAUCGAGACCGGAGAACUGCUGGAGCGCAACAUUCGCGUGGAGGUCUUCAUUCAGCCGGUGAUCGUGUCGCUGCCCGCCAGUCUGGAGGCCAUCGAGGGCAAACCCUUUGCCGCCAACUGCACGGCGACGGGCAAACCAGUGCCGGAGAUCAGUUGGAUUCGCGAUGCCACCCAAUUGAAUGUGGCCACCGCUGAUCGCUUCCAGGUGAAUCCCCAAACGGGCCUCGUCACCAUUAGCUCUGUCAGCCAGGACGACUACGGCACCUACACUUGUCUGGCCAAAAACAAGGCGGGUGUUGUCGAUCAGAAGACCAAGCUGAAUGUCCUGGUGCGUCCGCAGAUCUAUGAGCUGUACAAUGUGACUGGCUCGAGGACAAAAGAGAUUGCCAUCACGUGCCGCGCCAGGGGACGUCCUGCACCCGAGAUCACCUUCCGUCGCUGGGGAACCGAUGUGGAUUUCACGAAUGGCCGCCAGGAGGACGAUCCUCGCAUCACCUUGGAGCGCAAUUUCGACGAGGAGCAUGGCGAGAGUGCCGGCACCCUGCGCAUCGCCAAUGCCGAGCGAUCCGACGAUGGCCUAUACCAGUGCAUUGCAAGGAAUACGGGUGACAAUGCCUUCAAGACCGGACACAUCACGGUGGAGUUUGCCCCCGACUUUAGCCACAUGAAGGAUCUGCCGCCAGUUUUCUCGUGGGAACAGCGCAAGGCGAAUCUCAGCUGCCUGGCCAUGGGCAUACCGAAUGCCACCAUCGAAUGGCACUGGAAUGGUCGCAAGAUCAAGGAUCUGUACGACACCAAUCUGAAGAUUGUGGGCACUGGACCGCGUAGCGAUUUGAUUGUACAUCCGGUCACCAGGCAGUACUACUCCGGUUACAAGUGCAUUGCCACCAAUAUCCAUGGAUCCGCCGAGCAUGAUAUGCAGCUAAAGGAGGCCCGAGUGCCCGAUUUUGUAUCGGAAGCGAAGCCCAGUCAGUUGACUGCCACCACAAUGACCUUCGACAUUCGCGGACCGCCAACCGAAUUGGGCCUGCCCAUUCUGGCCUUCAGUGUGCAAUACAAGGAGGCCUUGAAUCCGGACUGGUCGUCGGCCUACAAUCGCAGUUGGUCACCGGACUCGCCCUACAUCGUCGAGGGAUUGCGACCACAGACGGAGUACAGUUUCCGCUUUGCCGCCCGCAAUCAGGUGGGCUUGGGCAAUUGGGGCGUCAAUCAGCAGCAGUCCACGCCGCGUCGAUCGGCUCCCGAGGAACCGAAGCCACUGCACAAUCCCGUCCAGCACGACAAGGAGGAGCCGGUGGUGGUCUCACCCUACUCCGAUCACUUCGAGCUACGCUGGGGCGUGCCCGCCGACAAUGGAGAGCCCAUCGACAAGUACCAGAUCAAAUACUGCCCGGGCGUCAAGAUCAGCGGCACAUGGACGGAAUUGGAGAAUUCUUGCAACAGUGUUGAGGUGGUCGAGACCACUUCCUUCGAGAUGACCCAACUGAUGGGCAACACCUAUUAUCGCAUCGAGCUGAAGGCGCACAAUGCCAUCGGCUACUCAUCGCCUGCAUCCAUUAUCAUGAAGACGACACGAGAUAAUCCCCAUCCCUCGCGGAGUGGCGCUGUAUCCCUGGUUCAACUGCUUGCCCUAAGCACUGCCCUGCCGACAAUGCUGCUGAUAUUGCUGCCGACGACGCGCACUGCUUAAACGACCACAGCUGCUGAUACGCUUCUCCUGCUUCCACCCAUCAACAAGCAGUGCUUGGAGGAUCCUUCCGCUGGCCGUUAUAAUGGGUUUUCCUUUCUCUAGUUUCUGUUUGGUGUGUCAAUGUGUAAAUAAUAAGAAAAACUAAAUGAAAGAAAACAAAAAAAGAGUAAUACAAUAAAGCAUACACUAACUAGCAUGAAGAAGCGGACGUUAUUACGUUAUAUGUGCUCAAGUAGAGAAUAUGAUUAAUAAACUUACCACUUAGGGCGGGUCACGAUUCCAUUAACUGUACAAAAAGAAAAAAAAUCUUUAAUACAUAGCUAAAAAAAAAAGACGAAAACGGAAUGCCAAAACCGAAACAAUUGCUUACACAACUGAUAAAUUGUACUUACAUGUAACCUGUAUCCUAUGUCUAACCGCUAGAUACCUUGUUUAAACACUAAGCCAAUGUUAAGUUGUUAUUUAGUUGUAUGUGUAUAGCGAGAGCAUUUAUAUAACACAUUUCGAUUCCGUACACCCGUUCCGCUUAGUUCAAUGUGACUUUUACAACACUGCCAAGCGACACAAAAAAAAUAAAUAAAAUCACUAAGUAAACAAAA
Molecule: messenger RNA, 3389 nt
Organism: Drosophila gunungcola (fruit fly)
Lineage: Eukaryota; Metazoa; Arthropoda; Insecta; Diptera; Drosophilidae
Gene: Fas2
Product: fasciclin-2
Exons: 9
Coding region: 409-2790 (793 amino acids)
Biological process (GO): cell-cell adhesion
Cellular component (GO): neuron projection; membrane
Molecular function (GO): protein binding
Source: RefSeq, a predicted model, not a curated record